AUGGCGUGUUUGAAGGACCCCUCUUAUUUGAUCCUUAUGAAUGGUAGGAUUCAAGGGGAGAUUAGAGGUAAAAAAGGCCUUAGACAUGGGGCCCCAAUCUCUCCGUUGUUGUUUGUUCUCGCAAUGGAGUAUUGUACUAGGAUGUUAUGUCAAGCCUCUUUGGACAAGAGGUUCAGAUUCCAUCCGAAGUGCAAACCUCUAAAGCGUGUCAAUCUUUGUUUUGCCGAUGAUUUGGUUAUUUUUUGUAAGGGAGUCUCAAGUUCAGUUCAGAUAAUGAGGGAUGGUUUUACUGAAUUUUGCUUGGCAUCUGGUUUGUCUGCUAACAUGAAGAAAUCUCAAGUCUACUUUGGGGGUUUGGAUGAUAGAGAGACUCAUCAAUUGCUAGAGAGGCUUCGCUUCACUGAAGGGUGCUUUCCUCUCAAGUAUUUAGGUGUUCCGCUUCGAACAACGAAGUGGAAGGCUGGAGAUUGUGCUAUCAUCAUCACUAAGAUUCAGCAGAAACUUCAUACUUGGGCUAGCCGUCAUCUCUCGUUUGCAGGGAGGGCUCAAUUGGUUAAUUCUGUGUUGUUGAGUAUUAGAUCUUUUUGGAUGAGCAUUUUUAUGCUCCCUAAGAGUGUCACCAAGGAGAUAGAUCGCUUGUGUAGAAACUUCCUUUGGGGAGUUAAAGACAGCAAUUCUAAUCGUAGUAAGUUGCAUUUCACUGCCUGGAAUCAAGUUUGUCUUCCGAAAUGCAUGGGUGGUCUUGGCUUUAAGGAAUGUUGCACUUGGAAUACAGUUCUCCUUGCUAAGUUUGUUUGGGCUGUUUCUAGUAAGCAAGACAUCCUUUGGGAUGUUAGUUGGUAUUGGAGGAGAUUAGUUAGGUUGAGAACUGUUUUUUCUGCUAAUAGUUUAGCUGAGGCUCUCAAGAAUGAUAAACUCUGCUUGAAAGUUUUGUAUCACAGGUUACUCAAUAGGGAAAGAGUUGCUUUUGCUAAUGUGGUCUGGUGCUCCUUGGUUGUACCUAAGCAUAGGUUCAUCCUUUGGCAAGCAACUCUUGGUCAUCUCCUUACUCGGGACAAGUUGCAUUACUGUAAUCUGGAUCUGCCUUCUUUGUUGUGUCCUGUUUGUGAACUGGAGCAGGAAUCUCAUGCUCAUUUAUUUUUUGUUUGUCCUUUCUCUCAGCAGAUCAGGGCCCAAAUGGUGGACUAG
This is a messenger RNA of Humulus lupulus (European hop), 1188 nucleotides long. RefSeq lists its product as uncharacterized. The transcript is spliced from 2 exons. The record is from RefSeq and is a predicted model, not a curated record. NCBI's taxonomy places the organism in Eukaryota, Viridiplantae, Streptophyta, Magnoliopsida, Rosales, Cannabaceae. The coding region runs from base 1 to 1188 and encodes 395 amino acids.